Metarhizium acridum CQMa 102 is the source of this 495-nucleotide messenger RNA. RefSeq lists its product as uncharacterized. Lineage: Eukaryota; Fungi; Ascomycota; Sordariomycetes; Hypocreales; Clavicipitaceae. Gene Ontology annotation, molecular function: purine nucleosidase activity. Gene Ontology annotation, cellular component: cytosol. Gene Ontology annotation, biological process: purine nucleoside catabolic process. The record is from RefSeq and is a predicted model, not a curated record.
AUGACGCCUGUUGCAGAAUUCAAUACUCAUACAGACUCUGUAGUGGUGGCACGAGUGUAUGCUCUCACAUCAUCGAAACCGCACAUCACAAUUCCAGCACCCCCGGCACCUCUGGGCCAGAAGGAGGGCGUACCUCCUCCACCAUUCCUCUCCUCUCACCCAGAUAAUCUUUCAAAGCGGUUGAAUAUCCCAUUGUUCCCACUGGACAUCACUGAGAACCAUGUGCUCACUCGUGGCGAAUUUGAGGCAUCUCUUCAGCCACAGCUGGCUGCAAAGUCGCCUCUGGCAGAAUGGGUUUCAGCGUUUAUGAACGCUACGUUUGAGAAAGUCGAAUCACUUCAUCCAGAAGUUUCCAGAGACGCUGUGGGACUGCAACUCCAUGAUCCGCUGACCGUAUGGUAUUGCAUCGAUGAUGCCAACCCCAAAUGGAAGAUUACUGAGGGUGAAGAUUUAAGGGUGGAGACUGCAGGCCAGUGGACAAGAGGAAUCUGGUAA